Paramacrobiotus metropolitanus is the source of this 1069-nucleotide messenger RNA. RefSeq lists its product as uncharacterized. Bases 235 to 876 code for a protein of 213 amino acids. The record is from RefSeq and is a predicted model, not a curated record. The transcript is spliced from 3 exons. Lineage: Eukaryota; Metazoa; Tardigrada; Eutardigrada; Parachela; Macrobiotidae.
GAUUAUUACAUUCCUCCAACAUACAUACAUUAAAGGAAUUUUAUGCAAUUCCAGCUACAUUAGUUAACAACCACACGGUACAAAUAACACAAUUAAAAUUUACUGCCUAACCGGGAGCUUACCCUGAGCCGUAACUCCCGUACCACUUUAUAGACGCCGCGGCUUUUUAUCAAUAUUGUAGUCGGCUGCAGUUACUCUUCGGUAUCUGCCAAAUUGUGGCACCAUACCAUCAAGAUGCAUUUCACCGCUGUCGCUCUUCAGUCCUUGUUAACACUGCUUGUGUUUCAGCAGAGUUUUGGGGCAAGUUCCACUUGCUUGAAGCUGCUGGAAGCAUGUCAGUUGGUUGAGCGCUAUGCAGACCUGUGGGAAGUCAUCGACGAUUCCAAUGGAGAACCCGUGUGGCCGGUUAGCGAGGAAUUCCUUCGUCAAAACACCGAACGAGCCGAAUCACGAUGCCGACUGAAUGCGGAAAAGGGGUACUGCCGGCUAAGUUACCUACGCCGUUGCGCGCAAGAGGUGAAGGGAAGGGGAGCGCCUAAGGGAAAAGAUUACUUCGAUGCCGAGUUGAACGCCGCCUACGGGAAAAUGUGCCAAGUUUCCGUUAAUCCCAUCCAACAUACAUUUGCGCUCUACCAAUGCGCCCUGCAUAAUUCCACGGUGAUAGAGCGACUCAUGGGCGACGAUACGACGGCACUGAUCAAUGCCACGCAUAAUACUUCCGAUGCACACCGUAACGUCUGCCAGGCCUUGCGAAUGUAUUACGAACAAACCGGAGGAGCCGGCAAAGCGAGUCUAGUUGCCACGUGUGGACAGGACGCUGCCAGUGUCAUUACGGACGGCUACAAGAAAAUGCAUGGUGCCUAUUGCUCCAGCUAGCCAUUUAUUGCUACUUUUCGAUUCAUACUUUUGUCACUUAACCUGUAAUGAUUUGGCAACGAUCUAAACUGCAGUAACGAACUAAAAUGCAAUAACAACUUGGAAACAAAGUUUUGAUAGGCUGAACUAAGACUGCCAUUUUUGACAAUUGCAGCACAGUGUGCGUCGUAAUCGCUAAUGCCGAAAGUUUUUA